GGGCGCCCUCUGGCGUGUGGCAGUUUUUAAUGUAACGCGAGAAGCAGGAAGUGGCCAAGCUCCCUUAAAACGGCUCUGGCAUAAACAACAACACAGGGGGCAGCAAGAUGGUGUACGUGUCUAAUGGUCAAGUCCUGGACAGCAGGACCCAGUCGCCAUGGAGAUUAUCUUUCCUAAGCGACCUCUUCUGGGGUGUAGUGGAGUUUAUUGGCCUGUUCUUGAAGACGCUUGUCCAGCCAGAUUUGCCCAAAGAUGACAACUCCAGUGCAUCGUCACGCUUCAGCGAUGGCAGAGGGCCUCCUGGUUUUCCUGGACGGAGACGCAUGGGCAGAAUAAACCACGGUGCAGGCCCCAGUCCUCCUCCAAUGGGUGGUGGAGGAUGAGGAAGGUGA
Messenger RNA from Pygocentrus nattereri (red-bellied piranha), 392 nucleotides. It is a transcript of the gene selenok, whose product is annotated as selenoprotein K. The transcript is spliced from 4 exons. Gene Ontology annotation, biological process: calcium ion transport; endoplasmic reticulum calcium ion homeostasis. NCBI's taxonomy places the organism in Eukaryota, Metazoa, Chordata, Actinopteri, Characiformes, Serrasalmidae. The record is from RefSeq and is a predicted model, not a curated record. Gene Ontology annotation, cellular component: endoplasmic reticulum membrane; Golgi apparatus.